CAGGGGACUUGAAACCAGCGUCAGACAGAAGCAGAGCACGUGGUGGGCUCCUGCCCAGACAGGGGUCCCUUGACAACGGUGCAGGGCUGAGGUACUCGGGACCAGGCGACGAACCCAUAGAAAGGAAACAAAGCCCAUCUGCAUCCAGGGAUCCAAACCAAAAAUACGACCAAAGGGAGGGGGGUGACCACUCACAGUAUGCCCCGACGGACGGCGGCAUGCCCAGAUCACCGUCCGACUAUGGGGAUGGGGACCCUCGGCGGGCUCCGCGGGGCCCUAACAUGUACCCAGAUGCGGAUGCGGCACGGACGAGCUACCGGGACCGGCGGGGCCCUGGACGCUGGCACUCCCAGGAAUACCCACUGGACCAGGAGCUAGAUGGACCGCCCAGUGAGUAUGACCUCCAGCGGCAGCGCCAAGAGGAGUUCCAGACACGCUACCGCAGUGACCCCAACCUGGCACGCUAUCCUGUUAAGCCACAGCCCUAUGAGGAGCAGAUGAGGAUGCAUGCUGAGGUGGGCCGAAUGAGACACGAGCGCCGCCACAGUGAUGUCUCCCUGGCUUACACGGAGCAGGACGACCCUGGGCCCAUUCGGCUGUCCCGACAGCAUCUCACCGAGCGCCGGCCGCCUAUGGUGGGACAGCGCUCCUACUCUGUUGACCGGUCUUCCCCAGGGCCCAUGGGUCCUAGCCUUGGGGGUCACAGAACCUCCAACCACAGCCCCCCCACGCCACACCGAAGCCCUGUGCUGGGUGACCGAUCCGGGGACCUGCGGAGAGGAGACCUGGGUGGGGGUGGGGAUCCAAUGAGGAGGCAGCAACACCAUUUGGACCCCAGUUCAGCUGUCCGCAAAACCAAGAGGGAGAAGAUGGAGAGCAUGUUGAGGAACGACUCUCUCAGCUCGGACCAGUCGGAGUCAGUGCGCCCGCCACCCCCCAAGCCCCAUAAAACCAAAAAGGGAGGGAAGAUGCGGCAGGUGUCACUGAGCAGCUCAGAGGAGGAGCUGGCCACUACACCGGAGUACACCAGCUGUGAGGAUGUGGAGAUAGAGAGUGAGUCAGUCAGUGAGAAAGGAGAUUUGGAUGGCCAUUGGUGGGACCAUGCGUCUUGGCAUAGCAGCGAGGCCUCCCCAAUGUCUUUGCACCCGGUGACGUGGCAGCCGUCCAAAGAUGGGGAUCGCCUAAUAGGGCGGAUUUUGCUCAACAAGCGAAUGAAAGAUGGAAGUGUGCCUCGAGACUCAGGAGCUCUGCUUGGUCUAAAGGUGGUGGGAGGCAAGAUGACAGAAUCUGGUAGACUUUGUGCUUUCAUCACUAAAGUGAGGAGAGGAAGUCUAGCAGACACUGUGGGACACCUCAGACCAGGUGACCAGGUUCUGGAGUGGAACGGGAAGCUUUUACAAGGAGCCACAUUUAAAGAAGUUUACAAUAUCAUACUAGAAUCCAAGCCUGAGCCGCAGGUGGAGUUGGUGGUCUCACGGCCUAUAGGAGAUAUUCCAAGGAUACCAGACAGCACACAUGCACAACUGGAAUCAAGUUCGAGUUCUUUUGAGUCUCAGAAGAUGGAUCGUCCAUCCAUCUCCGUCACAUCCCCCAUGAGUCCCAGUAUGCUGAGGGACGCCCCACAGUACCUGUCAGGACAGCUUUCAGUCAAACUGUGGUAUGACAAAGUGGGCCAUCAACUAAUCGUCACCAUCCUGGGAGCCAAAGAUCUGCCCCCAAGGGAAGACGGCCGGCCCAGGAACCCUUACGUCAAAAUCUAUUUCCUCCCUGAUAGAAGCGACAAAAGCAAGAGGAGAACAAAAACGGUAAAGAAAUCCUUAGAGCCCAAAUGGAACCAGACCUUUAUGUACUCGCCGGUGCACCGGCGGGAGUUUCGGGAGCGCAUGCUGGAGAUCACACUGUGGGACCAAGCCAGGUUGAGGGAGGAGGAGAGCGAAUUCCUGGGGGAGAUUCUGAUUGAGCUGGAGACGGCUCUCCUGGACGACGAGCCACACUGGUACAAGCUCCAAACACACGACGUAUCCUCCAUCCCCCUCCCACGUGCCUCCCCGAACACGCAGCGCAGACAGCUCCAUGGAGAGAGUCCAACGAGGCGGCUGCAGAGAUCCCAGAGAAUAAGUGACAGUGAGAUCUCCGACUACGAUUGUGAAGAUGGUGUUGGGGUAAUAACAGACUACCGGUCGAAUGGCAGAGACUUCCAGAGCUCCACAUUGUCAGUCCCUGAGCAGGUGAUGUCAUCUAACCACUGCUCUCGGUCAGCUGAUAUAAACAGGGCCCGGUCACGCUCCCCCAGCGUUCCCCCGCCCUCCAGGAACCACGGAUCCAUGGAUAGACACGAGUAUCACAGCAGGUCCCGCUCUGCAGACCAGCGGCCCACUAUAGAGCGCCCCACAUCCCGCUCACGCUCCACUGAACGCCCCCACGACUCUUCGCUCAUGAGGUCCAUGCCGUCUCUGCCAUCUGGGAGGUCCGCCCCCCCCUCACCUGCCUUGACGAGGGCGCAUCCUCGUAGUGGAUCGGUCCAGACGAGUCCCAACAGUACCCCGAUGUCCAGCAGACGAGGACGACAACUACCACAGCUUCCACACACAGGGAAGGACAGAAAAGAUGGAGACGAAGGAACAGAGCCUUGUGAAGGUAUGGACAUGGAAGAGAGAACCAGGCAGAUGAAGCUGAAGAUGAACAAGUACAAGCAGGGAGCUGGCUCUGACUCCAGACUGGAGCAGGACUACCACAAGCGUUCAGGCAGAGAUCCACGGGGCUCCGACAACCUGUCGGCCAAGUCAUCGGACAGUGAUGUAAGCGACGUGUCCGCUGUGUCGAGAACUAGUAGCGCCUCUCGGUUCAGCAGCACGAGCUACAUGUCUGUCCAGUCCGAAAGGCCGCAAGGAAAUCGCAAGAUCCGUGACUUUGCAUCCAAAAUGAAAAACAGGCAAAUGGGCUCGACAGGCGGGAUGAACAUCACCAAGAGCACAAGCAUCAGUGGCGACAUGUGCAACCUGGAGAAGACGGACGGCAGCCAGUCGGACACGGCGGUUGGCACGGUAGGCACUGACGACAAGAAGAGGCGCUCCAGCAUUGGUGCCAAAAUGCAGGCCAUGGUUGGCAUGUCGCGCAAGAGCCGGAGCACCUCUCAGCUCAGCCAAACAGAAGCAGGAGGUAAGAAGUUGCGCAGCACUAUACAGAGGAGUACAGAGACGGGCCUGGCGGUGGAGAUGAGGAGCAGAAUGACUCGGCAGGCCAGCCGGGAGUCCACUGACGGCAGCAUGAACAGCUACAGCUCCGAGGGAAAUCUCAUCUUCCCUGGUGUGCGGCUUUCCUCAGAAGCCCAGUUCAGUGACUUCCUUGAUGGCCUGGGUCCCGCCCAGCUGGUUGGACGUCAAACAUUGGCCACUCCACCUAUGGGUGACAUCCAGAUCGGUAUGGUGGAUAAGAAAGGAGCACUGGAGGUGGAGGUCAUCAGAGCCCGUGGCCUUGUGGGAAAACCAGGUUCCAAGUCACUGCCAGCACCGUAUGUAAAGGUCUACCUUUUGGAAAACGGAGUCUGCAUAGCCAAAAAGAAAACAAAAGUAGCAAGAAAAACCUUGGAUCCUCUUUACCAGCAGCCACUGCCGUUUGAGGAGAGUCCAGGAGGGAAGGUUUUACAGGUCAUCGUAUGGGGGGACUAUGGACGUAUGGACCAUAAAUCAUUCAUGGGAGCAGUUCAGAUACUGUUAGAUGAGCUGGACCUGUCCAACAUGGUGAUUGGCUGGUUCAAGCUCUUUCCUCCUUCCUCACUGGUGGACCCUACUCUGGCCCCACUGACAAGAAGAGCUUCCCAAUCCUCACUGGACAGUUUCUCUCGAUCAUAGCAGCGUGUGGACUGAUAGCGUUGUUGUAGCAGCCGGUGUUGCGAUGGCAGGUCACACCCCCCUAGUUACACUGCAUGCUUGAUGUUGUGUCUUCUGAGCCUGUUUCUAGGGGUGCAAACGUGAUCCUGUGUUUUGAGCAAAAGCGUUGCGCACAUUGUGCACUUGGCGAAGCGUGUUGCAAACGCCUGGUGGCCGGGAUUGCCAGGUGUUGUUGUUAAUGUUUGGAGGAAGCUGGAAUGAACUCCUUAGCACGAGGAAUCUGUCAGUUCCAGGUUUUCAUCCAAUUCGAAGCCAUGGGGGUCAGUACUGGGAACCUCUAAAUGAGUUCUACAGAAGCCCUUUUCGAAUGAAAAAUAAAAGUUGUGCUUUUAAUUUUAUUUCUUUCCUUUUUUUUUUUUUUUUUCUUUAAAUGUCUAUGUAAUUGUAUCUGAAGGGGUGAUAGUAUUUCUAAUCAGAUGCUUGGUCACGCCACGCCAACAGACCUAGCUGUGUAGAUGGAGUUGUGGAGACCACUUUGGGUGAGGUGUGUCCCAGCUUAAAUCCACACUCCCAAACUCGAAAGAAAUGCUUGACAUACUCAAGGUUUAUGUACUGAAUCAAACUGUACUUGUAAAUCACCAGAAAGACAGUAAAUCAGAGGCAAUAUUAAAGUGGCUACCAUCAACACUCCAGAAUAUACAGUAACAACCCAAACCCCAUGAAAAGAUGUACAAUCUACCAUCAUACUUUCUCUGUUGAUAUAUUGUAUGAAAAUUAAAUGAGAAAAAAUAUUUUUUCCCUUUUUAGUUCAUUUGCAUGGACACAAAUUUAGCUGAAUAAAAAAAAGAAAAAUUAUUUUCUUGAGGCUGCAACUUGCAAAAAAGAUGAAAAAUAAAUAAAACAGAUCAGCCAUUUUCAACAAUUUAUAUUAUUUUUAAAGAUAAAUUUCACUAGUGCAUGGUUUUCAAGGGGAGUGAAUGCAACAUCGUGACAAAAAAAUGACAUUGUUUAUCAUUCUUUAGACCAUUCGUUAGUCUGUGUUUUACAGACAUACAGAUAAGGGAAACUUAAAGGAAACUUUUGGAGUUAUUUAACAGAAAAUGUUUAUGUGACAAAAAGUGAUAAUGAAAAUAAAUGUAAAUUAUUUAUUUCAUUGUAAAAAGGCUCAGGCCUUAUAAAGAUAAACAUAAUGUGCAAAUUGUACAUGUUUCUCUUUUUCUUCCUUGUCCCAGGGUACCUCUCAUUGUACUAUUCAUUGCUACCAUUGUUCAGUCCCCUGAUAUUGUCCAGAUUUUAGGACUGUUGGUUAUUUUACAGUUCUGUAUUGUUUCAGUAUGUAUUUUAUUUUGGAUUUGAUUUGUUUAACAAGCAUGUUGAAAAGGAUUUUCUGCAACAUGGCUUGGGCACACCUUACAGUAACUCAGCAUGUUUUGAUAAAGAUGAUAUUUGGAAUUUUUGCAGUUUCUUGUACAGUGCAUGUCAACUUCAUUACUUUUCUCCCUCACCUUAAAUUGAAUUCUACAGCAAAUUAGUUAUUGGUCUUCCACGGCCAAUUAUUGAAGUUUUAACAAAAACAUUCCACCCCCAAGGUCAUAUUUUCUUUCAGGUUUUUGAGAAAAAAAGUGACAAGGAAAAUAUUUUAUAUUUAAUGGAGGUUGAUGAAACAGUUGUGAUUGCAAGUGUAUUUUAUUUCAGUAUUGUUGACGAACAUGCAAAAAUAUUCUCUAUUGGUACAGCAGGAGGUCAAUACCUAAUCAAGAGGCAGAAAACAUGCAAGAGAUGUGUGUUGCUGUGGUUUAAUUUUACAGGCACUGUAUGUGAAGAAGAGCUAAACACAAGUUCAAAUAACAAGGGAUAUUGCCACAGAAAAUAUUUUGUUUUUCUUGUUUUAAUGAAAAUGAAAUUGAUUUACUAUAUUUUUGUUAGUUUUAUUUAAAAGCCAAGACCAGUUUAUUUUUUAUUUACUAUUUUUAGUAAUUAAAAUACUUCUCAUGUUUGGGAAGUAUACAAAUCUUAUAGUUGCAGUAUGUCUGAAUGAAAUUGAAUUGAGGCAUUAUUCCUUUUCCACAUGACGAUGAUGUGUUUUAAUGUCCAACAAAACCUUGUUGCUCUAACAGGCUACAGUAUAUAUUUUCAUUUCAAUUUCCAUUGUACAUACCUUUAGAUGUCAGACUGUGAAUAAACAAGCUAUCAUGAAUAGAUUACUCUUUUGGAACAGGAAGAAUGCCUCAUGUGAUGACAAAGACAUAUGUUAUUUAUCCUUUUGAAUGCCUUUUCAUUUUUUCUUUUUUGGUGCAAUGUGUUAAUGCCAAGGCUAUGUCUUGGUUAAGUAUGGUUGAGUACAGAGAUUUAUGUAAGUUAUUUUUCAAAUUAAAAAUAAAAAAAUGAUA
Platichthys flesus (European flounder) is the source of this 6220-nucleotide messenger RNA. It is a transcript of the gene rims2a, whose product is annotated as regulating synaptic membrane exocytosis 2a. Gene Ontology annotation, biological process: regulation of synaptic plasticity; calcium ion-regulated exocytosis of neurotransmitter; regulation of membrane potential. The record is from RefSeq and is a predicted model, not a curated record. The transcript has 24 exons. Gene Ontology annotation, cellular component: cytoskeleton of presynaptic active zone; presynaptic membrane. Lineage: Eukaryota; Metazoa; Chordata; Actinopteri; Pleuronectiformes; Pleuronectidae. Gene Ontology annotation, molecular function: small GTPase binding; transmembrane transporter binding. Bases 219 to 3851 code for a protein of 1210 amino acids.